GUUGCUCUGUACGGCAGCCAGGCAUGGAAGCCAAUCGAUUUGCGUUGUUACGUAAUGCAUUAUCUCAUUGCCCUCUAUACUUGCUCCAGCAAGUGGCAUAAACAAAACAUUUUACGUAAAUUGGCCCAGUGGAAGACUGAGUGAUAUUACGAAAGGGUCCUGUUUUAUGCCGAUGAUAUACUCAUCACAGCACCCAGACCCUGGAAAUGGCACACAGACAGACCCCCUGAACAGCAAAGCGAGCAGCAAGCACAACCCGGCUCCCGAUGAGGCAUCCUUUAAUUUUGCCAAUAGACGGGACUCGCUGUUGACCGGGUCGUCUGGCGUGCCCACCGACUACUACCAAGCUGGAAACACGGCUGUGGGAGGCGAUCAGAUGCACAACAACUCGAUUUCUGGCAUGUUUCCGCGUCAGGACAGCUUCUUUUUCCCACGGUUUUCGUUUGACUCAAAUGCUCCUCCGGGGAGCUUCAGCGGUGCCUCGCAGCAGCAACCCCCUGAAGGGUUCCCUUACAACGAUAUCCAGAGAGAGUAUAUGUUUGCGUAUCCUCCAGGAAGCCACAACGGGACUAUGCAGAACUUCCUCCAGCCCUAUUCCUCAGAACGGAUGAUACACUCGGGGCCCGGUGAUCAUGUUUACGGACGACGCCCGAGCGAACAGUUGGAGCCUUUUAUCCCGCCACAGCAGCAACAGCAGCAGCAACCGACGCAGUUGACCCCACAACAGACACAAUACCAGAUACCUCAAGCGCAGGCUGUAACGAACUCCAGAAGCAACAGUCACUUUUUCCGAAGGUUUCCUUCAAUAAGCCAGCCGAACAGCGAACUUCCCGUUGGAGAUGUGGACAGCUUUUUGAAAAGAGACAGUGUGAACAAAAUAUUCGAUCAGAACGGCGACCUGCUUGACGGCAUUCCGUAUACCGACCAGCAGCAGACUUCUCAGAAUCAACAACAGUUCCAAUCCGGUCAUUCCCGAGGGGGAAGCAUAUACUCCAGCGCGCCUAUGCUGCCGAUUCCUUCAAGGAUGGUGAUGGACCCAGCCAAGAAUUCUGUCCAGAGUGUCCAAAAAGAUGCGCAGAACUCGCGUCCGGCACAGGAGUCGGAGUUGAAGAAAGAUGAGGAAAGUGCGCCCAACAGAACACGUCACGGGGCCUAUAAUCCGGAAUCUGUGAGCUCGGGCAACUCAGGGUCUCUGGACAGCGCAUUGUCUCCCGUCAGCAAAAAGGCCAAUAUACAACAAUCAACGAACAAUCUGGUGCCGGUGGCUCCAAAUGUCAAACCCGAGUACAGUAACAUGGCCAACUUGGUUCCUGCUAAUCAGGCACUCCACACCGAAGACGGGCGGCCGUUGAUAGGCGCAACAAAGGUGGAUCAAUUAAUGCUGGUUAUCCAGGCGCGCAAGAAGGGAUUAACCGGAGACAUCAAGCAGGCCGAGGAUGGAACCAUUCUGGAGGAAGUCGGCCCAGGGACAACCACCACCUCUGUACUACCAAAUCCGGUAGAAUUGGUUGGGGGUGUUGAGAAACCUAACAUACGCGGACAUAAGCAACAUCAGUGUCAAUAUUGUUACAAGAAGUUUACUCAGUCGACGCAUCUGGAGGUGCACAUUCGCUCUCACAUAGGAUUGAAGCCCUACGAGUGUUCUUAUUGCCACAAGCGAUUCACUCAAGGAGGCAAUCUAAGAACUCAUUUGCGUCUCCACACCGGAGAGAAGCCGUUUAAGUGCGAGGUUUGCGAUAAGUCGUUUUCAAGAAAAGGGAACCUACAGGCGCACAUGCUGACCCACAACAACCUGAGGCCGUUUGUGUGUAAAUUCGACAACUGCAACAAAAGCUUCACACAGCUAGGAAAUCUCAAGGCACAUCAAAAUAGAUUCCACAUGAAGACCUUGAACGAACUCACCAACAAACUGGCACAUAUAUCGUCCUCAGGUAACUCCAUUGAUGCUCUUCCUCCAAACGAGAGAGAUCUUCUGCUUUAUUUCGCCGAUUUAUACAAAAAUCUCAACAGAGGAAUUCGCGGUCGCGGCAGAGGAGUGAAAAACGCAGACUCUUUGUCUCGCGGUCAUGGAGUUUGAUUGUCAUGGGAUGAUUGAGGGGGUCGCAUAGAUUGUUAAUUGUAUUGUAGUGUAUGUUUUUUGACUGGUAGGUAAGAUUAAUGUUAAAUGGAUUACCUAUUAAUUAAAAUGGAUUAUGAUUUCUGGUUAAAAUCAUUUGGAGGGCCUGCACUCCAGUCAUUAUAGAACAUGUCCUCAAAAUCGUAACGUUUUGGUGGGCCUUGGUAGUCGGGCGGCAGUCCGGUAAAACCUUUGCUGUUUUGUUGGGAUUGGGAGACGGUAGACAGUCCCGAAGGAAUUGAUCCGAAGAUGGUUCCAUUUUGAGGCUCGUUUUCCGGCUCUUGAUACUGCUCUGGGUAAGGCUCGGGCUCCGGAGUAUUAUCUGUCGACUGUUGAUUUGAAUUGAGCAUAUAAGGAGGCAGAAAGCGUCCGAAAAUCUUCAUGUCCAGUUGGUCCAUAGGACCAGGAACAUACUUGUAUUUGGAAUUCUGAUCUGGAGGAGAUAUUGACGACGGGACGUCCUCCACUUCCGAGUUCGAAGGAAGAUUAAGGUUAAUGCCGGUGGACACACCAUCAAUGAAAUUCACACCAUUAACGAUGUUGUUGAUCUCUGAAUUUUCCAUUUUUGAGUAGCCGUUAAAGGGCUGUUGCACGUACUCGGGGGGUCUCAUAUUCUGCGGUGGCAGUGGAAUAGCCAUUUGAUCUUUUUUGUGGUUAUCACGCUCGAAUUGAGACUUUCCAACUUGUGGCGUAAGGAAGUGAGAGUUUGGCGGUUCGUGGCUGAUGCUGGCAUUGGCAGUUUUGCGGUUUAGCUCCUCAAACAGCGCAUUGAGAAUGUUGUAUGUUCUUCGCGCGGCCAUGCUGCUGUCCUUCAGAAUGUCCAAAACUCUCUUUCCGCUUUCUGCGUCCUUCUUGAUUGCGAUGUACUCGGGAUCAAAAUUUCCGCUAGACGUGACGGGCGGUGCAAAAUGAACAUAGUAGACCAGGCAUGCGACGGAGAAAAAAAUCGUGUAUAUCGAAAACCAAUAAGACCCACUCAACAUGUUCUUGUUGAUCAUGUCCUCUGCCAGUUUCACCACAAUUCUGGCCACGUUAAUACAAUUCUUGGCCUUCUCGAUGCAUUUGAGAUCAUUAGAUGACUUCGGCCUAUUCACGUGGUCCGACGAAAGAUAGUGGAUGAAAGGCCUGUAUAAGAUAAUCUUCACGUGCAGAUAGGAGAUAUGAAGAAGUCUGUUGGCUUUCAGGUACUGGCUUGAAGGUUCGACACCAGGCUUCAGCUCUAGAGGAAGACUAUUCAUCCAGUCCUGUAAGUCGAUUUCCAGUUGGUAUACAAUAUCGUGGGUCAUCAAUUCGGGGCGACGGCCGUUUUCUAUCUUUCGUGGUUUGAUGGGGUAUAGUUUUGUGACGAUCUUCUUCAUGAUGAAGAUCAGUCUCGUAUGUGCGUUGGCAAUGCCCGAGCUCGACAGUCGGUCGCCCUGUUUUUCGAAGCGAUAGCCGUCCACCGUGAUGUUCUCGUCGUCGAGCUCGAUUGGCAUGUCCUGGUCGAAGUCAUCCUCGCUGAUCGUCCGCGGAAGCCCCAGCAUGGUGUUGACGUAAAUGUCCAUCUUGUAGAUAGUCCAGAACAAUCUUUUUCGGAUUUCCAGCUCGAUUGGAUUGAACGGGUAGUCGAGCUUUCUGUGUAGACCUUCUCGCAGAGCUGCCCGCAACGCUAUGCCGAUGUAUGCAUAGCAUGUCGACAACCUGGCUGAACACUGCAAAAAUAUGAUCAACAUUACAAUUGUCUGGAUGCCGUACGUGUCUCUGGUGUCAGUGAUAUCGAUGAGUUUCCGCGCUGCAAUGAAGUACCUGUAUCCUUCGUCCUCAAAAACCUCGUUCUCAGGGGUCGGCUCGCCAUUCUUCGAGCCGUUGGUCUGCUCAUCACUCUUAAGAAAGAGGGCGCCGCAGGCCAUGACUGAGUACACGAGCGGCAGAAACCGCUGCUGCUUGUUGGUGUACUGGCUGGGGUCUGUGUCGUAGAGCUCGUUCAGAUCCUCAAUGAAGGCGGGUCGAUGGUAGAAACGGAACAGAACACACGCGUUUUCCCAAGUCUUGGUGAUCAGCCUCAGCGCAACCUCCCGAGACGGCAGAAUGAUCUUGAUCUCCUUGCCCAUGCUGGACUCGUACGAACCGUCUAUUCCCUGGUGCGGGCCGCCACCAUGCGGACUGCAGAAGUGCGAGCGUUCCGACGGUGACUCGUGGGUCUUGACCGCGGUCGUGGAAGGGGCAGGCUUCGGCACGCUGGGCAGUGUUGGCAGGGGCACGUCCGGCAACCUUUCGUACUCCUCUGCGAUGGUCUUGCUCGAGGAUUUUGUUUCGUCGCACGACUUUUCUCGCAGCUUGUUCAUAGCCGUGAGCAGCUUCAUGGGGUUUAUCGGCUUCGGAUUGUCGUUGAGAUCUGUCAGCUUGAUGUCGGGCAGUAGUCGAUGCAGGAUGUCGUCGUACAGCUUGAGUCGGUCGGCCAUCCGCGCCAUCACCUCCAGGCUGUUGGUAGGAAGAUGGGGAUGCUGAGAAUUGGCAGAUGGACCCGAUGGAGACCCUGCAUUAGCGGUGGUGUUCUUCCUCUUUGCGCGACUGGGCUGGUCGUAGGUGCACUCGUAGCUGUAGACAGUGCAGUGUAUGCAGGGCAGGUCGCCAGAACACUUGAUUUUCAGCUUUCGACAUCUGUCGCAGGCACGCACCACACGGCGCUUCUUCUGCAAAACAACGCCCGACGACCCGUCCGAUCCUGCUGGCAUGAUGAUUCUUGGCGGCGCCGAGUUGCUGGGCUUCAUUAAUAUCUCUCGGCCUAAUUCUUUGUUUGCUGGGAUGGAGGACCCUUGAUCAGGUAAUGAGCUUUGCGACGAGGCUUCGGGCACAUCCAGGUUAGUACUCUUGCGCUUACACAUCUGUACACCGAUUCUCAAUUGGGUAAAUGGUAAAUGCUAACGCCCUUUUACAUGCACUUAUACAAGAAAAGGGUAUAAGUUUUUUGACCGUACACAUAGGCCCCUCAUCCUCAUAAAUAACGCGGCAGUGAAAUAUUUCUAGAACACCUUUACAUUCGUAAACUAUGCUUAUCACGCUUUCUGAUUUAUAUACUUAAACUCGCGUCCUAUUGUGUUCUGUGUCGUCUUGCACGGCUGAUGAAAUUCGUGUGCGUCGACGUGCUCUUGCUCGUUUCCACGGCCGUCCUCAUUUCGCUCCGCUAAAGACAAAUUCUGCCGUCCUGUUUUUGCGGGUAUUUUUUUACACCUCAGUCUCCGACCCGGAGUCAGGGCUCUCUGACGAAUAACGGUGAUGCCAGAAGCCGGCAGGCGACGGUGGCGGACUGUGCCACUCGCGUAUGAAGUGCGCCCUAUCCCUGCUACGUGGACGUCUCCAAUGGCCGCCAUAUCCGUAGCCGUACACGUCGCGGUGGUGGAACGGCAGUGGAGGUGGCGGUGGUGGAGGAUGGUGAGGGUGGUGACUGAACAUGCCGAACCCUCUGUUGCCAUACGGGUGGUGGUGUGGUGGCGGUGGAGGAGGAGGGCCAAAGCGCCAAGGACCAAACUCCUCGUAGCCCCAGUACGGACUGUCCUCCCGUGCUAAUUUUCUCGAUUUUUUUUUGUUGGAACGCUUGCGUUUCUGUUUGGAACGACACUCGGACUUUUCCCGCUCCUCUGCCUGCUUCUCAGAGGCGCUGCCGGUGUUUUUUCUGGCCUCCAGAACGUCGGCAAUCUUGGCGAUCAAAGCCACUAGCUCCUCUUCUGAAGCAUCAGUUAGGUUCACAGUGACGAUUUCUUUCUCUGUCAUGAUAAUUAUAUUUGGGCUUCCAGUUCGGUAUUUAUACUAUGCGAUCAGAUGCACGGGAUUCACAAAGUUGGGGGCUUGGGCUUGGAAUCCCGAAACAAUCCCGAUAUGCACGUCUCGCUGUACAUCAAAAAGGAGCAAUAACCGAGCCAUAUGCACCUUCUGCAUGUCAUAUCCCGAAACUGCGUUUCAAUCCCGAAUUCCAUUGCCCGGGCAGCUAGCUCUGUAGCCGUCUAGCAAGCUACUCUCCCAGAUAGUUUUGCGCCAAUACUUUUGGCUCUGGGGAGUUUAGAUGCUUGGGUUGUUUCCGGAAAGGCGCACUAGAUCGCAAUUGAUAAUCUCUCUUGGUAUACGAGCUUGUACAAAUACC
Messenger RNA from Ogataea polymorpha, 6233 nucleotides. RefSeq lists its product as uncharacterized. The transcript has a single exon. The record is from RefSeq and is a predicted model, not a curated record. Gene Ontology annotation, molecular function: RNA polymerase II cis-regulatory region sequence-specific DNA binding; DNA-binding transcription factor activity. Gene Ontology annotation, biological process: regulation of transcription by RNA polymerase II. Lineage: Eukaryota; Fungi; Ascomycota; Pichiomycetes; Pichiales; Pichiaceae. Bases 167 to 2077 code for a protein of 636 amino acids.